Molecule: messenger RNA, 435 nt
Organism: Fusarium redolens
Lineage: Eukaryota; Fungi; Ascomycota; Sordariomycetes; Hypocreales; Nectriaceae
Exons: 3
Coding region: 1-435 (144 amino acids)
Source: RefSeq, a predicted model, not a curated record
AUGACGACCGCAGCAAUUCCACUAAGCGUGGGCGAGAGUGACGGCCCAGACAUGGUCUUGGUGUUGUUGCCGUCGGAGUUCUAUAGUAGCUGGCUUGGGCAGGGGGUCUACAUCGCCGACACAGGACUCGCCGUACACGCUGUCAAAGUCAGCAUCGGCUCUAAAGACGACCAUCUCAACACAUGGAUGCAAUUGGAAGCACAAAAGCUUUACAACAUUUGUAUAACAGUCUACGUCCUCGCCGUCGAAAUUGGUAUUGGCUGCAUCGCCGCCUCCCUUGCAUCAUUACGAAUCCUAUACAAGCGAGUCCGAGGGCAAGAAUCACAAGGCUCAACAGGGACACUCAACGCAAACACUCUCAUCACGAUUGGUGGUGGAAGGAUAGGCGAUAGCAGCUCUCGGAGGCCCAAAGCGCGUGUUCACGAACCCUACUGA